Messenger RNA from Pelagomonas calceolata, 1374 nucleotides. The record is from the annotation of a GenBank genome assembly. NCBI's taxonomy places the organism in Eukaryota, Pelagophyceae, Pelagomonadales, Pelagomonadaceae.
AUGACGACGCAAGCCGUCGCCGACGAGGCCAUCAGUUGCCUCGUCCACUACCGCGGCGACGCGCAAGCCUACGACCUCUCGCUGCGCAUCACGGUCCGGCCGAGCUGGUUCGCCCGGACGACGCGCGCGGCGCUCCUCGGCCCGUUCUGCGACGCCUACAACCGGAAGGUGAAAGGCGGCCCGGCGCUGGACCCCUUCGCCGCGCGCAUGGUGAUGGUAGACGGUUCUAUCGUCGGCGGUGGCGAGGGCGUCGGCGCCGUCGUGCAAGCGGUCCAGGAGCUCUUCGUCGUGGGCCGCGACUACUGCUUCCACCGCACCUGGCGCGACCGCGACCUCGCGAUUUGUGGGCGACCGUCGUCGGAGCUCGCCCUGCGGACGCCGGCGGGCCUCCUGGUCUACGCCUCCGAUAGGUAUAGGGAGCCGCCGGCCGCGGCGAACGCGGCGUUGCUGCCACUCGGAGAGCGCGCGCACGACCUCCUCGCGGACCCGGACGCGAGCUUCGUCCAGGUCCGCGCCGCGGCGUCGCGGUGGCUGAACUGCGGCCCGUCUGAGGCGGACGCGCUCGCCUGCGUCGACGGCAAAAAAAGGACGCUGCUCCACGCCGCGGCGACGCGCGGCGACGCGCGGCUCUGCGCCGACCUCGCGAAGCUCCACGGCGGCGUUUUAGUAAGGGCGCUCGACGACAACCACGAGACGCCCAUUCAUGCGGCAUCUCUGUGCGGCCGCGCGCUGGUCCUACGGGAGCUCUGCCGCUUCGCGACGCCCGAACUAGUAAACGAGCGCAACAAAAACCUCCUGUCGCCCCUCCAAUUGUGCUGCGGCGACGACGCCGCGGGCUCGCCGGCGGCGGCGCGCGUUUUGGUAGAGCGCGGCGCCGACGUCGACGCGGUCUGCUGGGACAAGACGCCGCUCAUGCUCGCGUGCUUGAACCAGCACGCGGAGCUCGUCGAGGAGCUCAUAAACCUCGGCGCGGACCCGAUGCUCCGCGACGGCGACCUGCGCAUGGCGGUGGAUCAUUGCAAGCACCCGGCGACGGCGGAGUUCCUCUGGGGCCUCAUGGAGGGCAAGUUCCUCUCCCAGAGUGCCGCGCCGGCCUUCGUGCGGCCGGAGCCCGCGGCGCCGCGCGCCUUCGCGUGGCGGCGCGAGUCGCUGGCGGACGCGCUCGCGAUUCUGGGCUGCGCGGGCGACUUCGACGCCGCGGCCGCGCGCCAGGCGUGGCGCCGCCUCGUGCUCGAAUAUCAUCCGGACAAGCGGCCGCAUGAUUUCGACGCGUGGGCGCCGGAGAAACGGCGCGAGUGGACGGGCCGCUUCCACGCGGUCCAGCGGGCCUACGAGGCCGUCGAGGCGCACGUCGCGGCGCUCGAGGGCCGCUAA